AUGGGUCGGGUCAUCAGGGCACAAAGGCGCUCGCACGCCAUCUUCAAGGCGCACACCCAUCUCAACAAGAACCCCGCCCAGCUCCGCGCGCUCGACUUCGCUGAGCGCAACGGGUACGUGCGCGGCAUCGUGAAGGAGAUCAUCCACGACUCUGGCCGCGGUGCUCCUCUCGCCCGCGUCGUCUUCCGCGAUCCCUACCGCUACAAGCUCCGCAAGGAGACCUUCAUCGCGACCGAGGGCAUGCACACUGGCGCAUUUGUCUACUGCGGCAAGAAGGCAACCCUCGCCGUCGGCAACGUCCUCCCCGUCUCGGCGUGCCCAGAAGGUACCAUCAUCUGCAACGUCGAGGAGAAAGUCGGUGACCGCGGUGCGCUCGCGCGCACGUCGGGCAACUACGCGACCGUCAUUGGUCACUCGCCCGAGGAGAACAAGACCCGCAUUCGUCUGCCCAGCGGUGCGAAGAAGACCGUCGCUGGUGGUGCGCGCGCGACCAUCGGGAUCGUCGCCGGUGGUGGCCGUAUCGACAAGCCUUUGCUCAAGGCCGGCCGUGCGUUCCACAAAUACAAGGCCAAGCGUUACAACUGGCCUCGCACUCGUGGUGUGGCUAUGAACCCCGUCGACCAUCCUCAUGGUGGUGGUAACCACCAGCAUAUCGGAAAGGCAUCGACGAUCGCCCGCUCUGCCGUUCCCGGUCAGAAAGUCGGUCUCAUUGCCGCCCGCCGGACUGGUCUCCUGCGUGGUUCGGUCAAGGUCAAGGAGGCAUGA
Heterobasidion irregulare TC 32-1 is the source of this 765-nucleotide messenger RNA. RefSeq lists its product as uncharacterized. The coding region runs from base 1 to 765 and encodes 254 amino acids. The record is from RefSeq and is a predicted model, not a curated record. Gene Ontology annotation, molecular function: RNA binding; structural constituent of ribosome. The transcript is spliced from 5 exons. Gene Ontology annotation, cellular component: ribosome; cytosolic large ribosomal subunit. Lineage: Eukaryota; Fungi; Basidiomycota; Agaricomycetes; Russulales; Bondarzewiaceae. Gene Ontology annotation, biological process: cytoplasmic translation.